GUUUGAGACAAGGUCUCAUGUAGCUGGGACUGACCUUGAACUUGAACUUCUGAUCCUCUGGUUUCUAUCUCCCAAGUAUGACACCAAGUCAGGCCCCCUUUCCUUUCCCUUUCCCUUGCCUUAGUCUCCUGUAGGAGCCCCUGACUUCAGAGUCCCCUUCCCGCCCAAAGGCCACCCUCCUCCGUGCUGGAGAAUGGCAAACUGCCCCCACUCUCUGUGAGUCGUUGUCCCUUCGGGAAACUUUUUUUUUUUUAACCCCUUAAAAAGUGCCAGACUCAGUUCUCUCUGGGGCUCAUAAGGGAAAAGUUUAUUGCUCUCAAUUAGCAGUCCCAUAAAGGAAGAAAAUUGGAGUCUUAAUGAGCUUCCUCUGAUUUACAAAAUAACACGUUUCCAGGCCUCUGGGCAUCAGAUGUGUGGGUGAAAGCCUGCCUCCCUUCUGAAUGUUGGAGCGCUCCAGCCUUCAGUGAGGUACAAAGGGUUAGGACUGAUGGGUUUUUAAUUGACUACAUUCACUGGGUUGCUUCAUUGCAAUCUGGAAGAUUUGCAGUAUUUGGAACCAGGCCUUUGGGACUAAAGGGCUCAGUGAGAAAUGGUGUCAGCGAAGUGAGUGGGAAGUCUCUGAGAGUCACACAAGUGGGAGCACAAAGAAAAGCAUUAAACCAGGUCCCAUUGUGUGCCCAUCUCUCCUCACCAGAGACCCUGGAACCGUCACAGUCUGCAGCUUGGGGAUGGAGCCUGAGACGGUGCUGUGGGGCCCAGAUCUGCAGGGUCCUGAAGAGAGCCAGAAUGAGGCACAUAGAGGUGCUGAAAGUGGGAACGAAGAGGAGAGCCCUCAGCAGGAAAGUUCUGGGGAGGAGAUCAUCUUGGGAGAUCCAGCUCAGAGUCCAGAAUCCAAGGACCCAUCAGAGAUGCCCCUGGAGAGCCCCUCCCAGGAUGCCUCAGCCCCUCAGGAUUCCCCAACCCCACUGGAUUCUUCCAGCCCCUUAGAUCACCAGACCCCUAUGGACCCAUCAGCCCCCGAGGUAGUCCCUUCCCCAUCUGAGUGGACCAAGGCCUGUGAGACCAAUUGGCAGUGGGGAACCCUCACCCCCUGGAACAGCACACCUGUAGUCACUGCCAGUGAACCCAGCCUGCGGGAGCUGGUGCAGGGACGCCCAUCUGGGGCCGAGAAGCCGUACAUCUGCAACGAGUGUGGCAAGAGCUUCAGCCAGUGGUCCAAACUGCUGCGGCACCAGCGAAUCCACACGGGGGAGCGGCCCAACACGUGCUCAGAGUGCGGCAAGAGCUUCACGCAGAGCUCACACCUGGUGCAGCACCAGCGCACGCACACGGGCGAGAAGCCUUACAAGUGCCCCGACUGUGGCAAGUGCUUCAGUUGGAGCUCCAAUCUAGUGCAGCACCAGCGCACGCACACGGGCGAGAAGCCUUACAAGUGCCCCGACUGUGGCAAGUGCUUCAGUUGGAGCUCCAAUCUAGUGCAGCACCAGCGCACGCACACGGGCGAGAAGCCUUACAAGUGCCCCGACUGUGGCAAGUGCUUCAGUUGGAGCUCCAAUCUAGUGCAGCACCAGCGCACGCACACGGGCGAGAAGCCCUACAAGUGCACGGAGUGCGAGAAAGCUUUCACACAAAGCACCAACCUCAUCAAGCACCAGCGGUCCCACACUGGUGAGAAGCCCUACAAGUGUGGCGAGUGCCGACGGGCUUUCUACCGCAGCUCAGACCUCAUCCAGCACCAGGCCACGCACACGGGUGAGAAGCCCUACAAGUGCCCCGAGUGCGGCAAGCGCUUUGGCCAGAACCACAACCUGCUCAAGCACCAGAAGAUCCAUGCAGGAGAGAAGCCCUAUCGCUGCACCGAGUGCGGAAAGAGCUUCAUCCAGAGCUCAGAGCUGACGCAGCACCAGCGUACACACACCGGGGAGAAGCCCUACGAGUGCCUGGAGUGUGGCAAGAGUUUUGGCCACAGCUCCACGCUCAUCAAGCACCAGAGGACACAUUUGCGCGAGGAUCCCUUCAAGUGCCCCGUCUGUGGCAAGACCUUCACACUGAGUGCCACCCUGCUGCGCCAUCAGCGCACACACACGGGCGAGAGGCCCUACAAGUGCCCCGAGUGCGGCAAGAGCUUCAGUGUCAGCUCUAACCUCAUCAACCACCAGCGCAUCCACCGUGGGGAGAGGCCGUACAUCUGCGCCGACUGCGGCAAGAGCUUUAUCAUGAGCUCCACUCUCAUCCGCCACCAGCGCAUCCACACUGGCGAGAAGCCCUAUAAGUGCUCUGACUGUGGCAAGAGUUUCAUUCGCAGCUCGCACCUCAUCCAGCAUCGCCGCACACACACGGGCGAGAAGCCCUACAAGUGCCCGGAGUGCGGCAAGAGCUUCAGCCAGAGCUCCAACCUCAUCACGCACGUCCGCACACACAUGGACGAGAACCUCUUCGUGUGCUCUGACUGCGGCAAGGCCUUCCUGGAGGCGCAAGAGCUGGAGCAGCACCGUGUGAUCCACGAGAGAGGCAAGACCCCUGCCCGGAGAGCUCAGGGUGACAGCUUGCUAGGGUUUGGGGAUCCUGCCCUGCUGACUCCGCCACCAGGAGCCAAACCUCACAAGUGUCUGGUCUGUGGAAAGGGCUUCAAUGACGAAGGCAUCUUCAUGCAGCACCAGAGGGUUCAUAUCGGAGAAAACCCCUACAAAAACGCAGAUGGCCUCAUAACACACCCAGCCCCCAAGCCUCAACAGCUCCGCCCCUCCAGGCUCCCCUUUGGAGGCAACUCACACCCAGGUGCUUCAGAGAGCAGAGGUGACCCCCCAGGACAGCCCUCGAAAGUACCCGAGAGUCAGGAGGGCUUGGGCCAAAGGCCAGGCCGACCCUCUUCUAAGUGCUAUGUUUGUUCCCACUGUGGAGAAAGCUUCCUUGAUAGGGCUGUGCUCCUGCAGCAUCAGCUCACUCAUGGGAAUGAAAAGCCCUUUCUCUUUCCUGAGUGUAGGAUUGGCCGUGGGGAGGGGGCAGGACCCAGCCCCUUCCUAAGUGCAAAGCCCUUUAAAUGCCCAGAAUGCAAAAAAAGCUUUGGCCUCAGCUCUGAGCUGCUGCAGCACCAGAAAGUCCAUGCGGGUGGGAAAUCCCAGAAGAGCUCUGAGCUGGGGAAGAGCUCUUCGGUCCUGCUGGAACAUCUCAGGAGCCCUUUGGGCGCCAGGCCCUACAGCUGCUCUGAAUGCGGGGCCUCUUUCCUCGAUCGACUAGCUCUUACACGACACCAGGAAACCCAUACUCACGAAAGGGCCUCCACUCCUGAGGACACCCCUUCAGAGUCAGCCACAUUGUCCACAAACCAGGAAGAUGAGGGAGAAGCCUCUACCCCGCCAAAAAGCAGUAGCCACGAGGAAGAGGAAAGCCCCAAAACUGUUUCUGAGAAAAAGCCCUUUCUGUGCCCUGAGUGUGGAGAUGGCUUCACAGAGGUUGCCACCCUCCUCCUCCAUAGGAGCUGUCACCCAGGUGUCUCCCUGUGAAGGAGGUCUGGUGACCAGGGACCACUCUCUCCUGGUAAAUUUUGGGGAAAGGAGGCCAGCCCUGUCAGAUCAUAGAGAAGUAGAGGGUCAGGAACCCUGGGAAGAAAUAGUGAGUUUGCAUCAGUGAUGAGAAGCCUAAGAGAUCGUGGGUGAGAACCACUUUUAAACCGUAGAGAAAAACUCCUGGGUUAUAAGCCCUAUAAAUAUGUAGGAAAAAAGCCCCUUAAGUCUGUAGCAGAGAAAUCUUAUAAGAACCAUAGUGGGUAAAAGCCCUAUUAAAUGUAGAAAGAGGUUCUAACAUGUCUGUAGACAACCCCAUGAAACUGUAUCAAACUCUUAUCAGAAUCCUCGGGUGGGGGAGGUAUAGGGAACACAGCUCUGCAGCUGGGCACUGACUUGUGAGGUGACCCUCAGAUGACAGAGGAAACAGUCUUCCCAGUCAGUAUUCCCUCCUGGCGCCAUGGCAGGAAAGUGCUCAGAGGGAAGCCGUACAGUACAGGAAUGCCGUACAGUACAGGAAUGCCGUAGAAUUAGAAAGAGAAGUAAAAUGGGGAGGGAAUGACCCGGUGCUUCCAAACCCACAGGUGAAAUGUGGAAAAGUGUCUCGUUGCACUGGGGGUUCUUGGGGGAUACGAGGUCAAUCUUAGGUGAAUUGUAUGUACUAAGGGAAGGAAGACUGGGGGUCCCUUAUCAGUAAGACCCCCAAGUAGGAAAGAAACAAACAUGGCAAGCCAUUUUAAAGGCUGGAGUUUGGGGUGUAUCAAAACCCGCAAGUGAAAGGAUGCCGAGAAAACGUUGAGAGACCGUCUCAGAUCCUGGGGGGGGGGGUUCCAUUUAUUUGAAGGGAAGCAACCCAGGGUGGAGAGACUGCAGAUGGAAGACAGUCAGUUUCUCCUCCUUCCCGGGAGCUUGUUAAACUCCAAGUACAAGCACAUCCCAGUUCGUGCUGUUUGGAUUCUCCUCAGACAGGCAGGGCCAGCCUUUCUCCAGCCCAGCUAGAAAUGUCUACUCUGAGAGGCCUCUGGGGUUGCAAGGGGCCUCUGCCACAUUCUCAGGUCUCACAGGUUUUACCUGGAAGCUAACUGCCACAAGUCUUACUGCAGUGGCAACCCAUUCCCUCGGAUUCUGUCCUCAGUGGAGAGAGCCACUCGCUGCUAGUCAACUUCCAAAGAAUAAAUUCCUUCAGAGAUUCAAGGCUUGUGUGUGCGUGUCCUCCCUAGCUGCCUACAAGUCCACACGAGCCACUUGUGGGCGAGGAGGGACGGCAAGACGACAGUACAGACAGCUUUAUUUACCAGCACAUGAUCUAACCCUCAGCCUUUUGUGUGAGUUUGGUGUAAGAAUGCCGGCAGGACAAGCCAGGCUGCCCAUGGUGGAUGUCCUGACACAGCACAGACUGGACCAGCGUCCCUGAAGAGGCAAAUGGAUACUUGACCACCUUUCCUCAUCCCCAGUACUUGGAUGCCCCUGAGAGGGGGUGGCCAAAUGUGAUUUUGGCUCCGGAAAGGGACCUGUUCCAUCCUUUGGCCUCUUUCUUAGCCAGAAACUUGUGAAGGGACAUGAAAGCAAAAGAAAUGCUCCCCUACCAGGCCCAUCUCCUCCUCAGACACAGCAGGCUGGACAGGUCAUUAAUCUAGCCAAACCUGCUCAUGGGACUGGAGCCCUGUGAUGGAGCAGAGGGUCUUGCCAUAUAAAGUGUUGAAGAAAAACUUUGGUGAGAAACGUAUGUAACAAAGACCCUUAAAGAUGAGGAGGACUUUCCCUGGUGCUUGGGUUGCCAAGGGGAGGUCCUCAGCCUGGUGCUGGCAUAGUGACUCACUGUCCAAAGAAGCAAGACGAAGACUCCAAAUGAUAUAUAUGGCUCUUUAGGAAUCCUGUGCCCAGAAGGGCGACCUGGAUUCCUACAAAGCUGGGGAAGAGACCUCUAAUUCCAUUACCUAAAAGUUCAAAAGGUAGAGACCCAUCAUCCUUCAUCUAUUCUGUCCCCAAAGGGAUGACCCUCAAAAUUUAAAGGACCAAAAUCUAGAAAACUGGGAGAAAAAAAAAAUCCCAGGCCUCCUGGGGAGAGAGAAAAGGCAGGUCUUAGACAAGUACAGAGUCAGCCUUGCUGAAGUCCUAAGUGCCAGGCCGGGGAGCACUAAGGCAACUCGGAGGAGCCUGUCUGUAUAUUGACAGAAAUGUUGAUAAAGGGGGUAUCCCUGUAAAAUGUAGGUACUCUCCUAAGUAUAAGCUGAUUUGUCCCCUUCUAAGAUGGUAGCAGAAACUAGAGAGAAAUCCUUUGUAAAACUAGGAACAGAUUCCCUCAGUCACAGGUCUGUCAUCAGAGAGUGCUGGAGGGGAGGUGGUCAGUGACGUCACGGGCUGGCUACAAACUACGGAGGACUAAGAUGGAUGCAGCAUGUGGAGUAGGAUGCUCUCCUGGUCUGCAAACAGUGGGGGCCAUGCUCCCGACUCCAGUACUGAAUGGACCAUGUAGAUAGGUUCCUGAACUUCCGAGUAGGAAAGAGGGCAGAGCAGAGACCUUGUAGUGAGACCUGUUCUUUUAGCUAACCCCCUCUCAGUUCCAGCUACACCACAGGACGACCUAACUGCCUCAGGAAAGGCCCACCAGAAUUAAGUCUGGAAGGCACAAUGGAGUCGACUCUAUUGGACUUAGAGCCCUCAGAAGUGCCCUUGAGUAAGAGCCCAGCAACCAUAGACAGAGGAGUGCAAACACAGGAGAGGGAUGGAGCUGACCUGCACUUAAGGAGAGACUUAGAACUGAUGUUGAAUAUAGAUUGGGUAGGAGUCAUGAAUCGGGGUGAGGAUUUGAAACUGUCAUGAUUUCCCUACCCCAGUCUGAAGUGAAUGACUCUCAGAAGCCUUUGCCCCCACAAAGGAAGCCCCGCUCAUGCCACUUGUCCCCAUGGAGUGAAGGGAAGUCCUAUUUUUGAGUGUUGUGUGUCAGUAACAGUGUUGUGUCACCCGUGGUCAUGUUGAAUAGUUGAAGAGAAUAAAGGGAAUAAGAUUUCCU
Molecule: messenger RNA, 6516 nt
Organism: Mus pahari (shrew mouse)
Lineage: Eukaryota; Metazoa; Chordata; Mammalia; Rodentia; Muridae
Gene: Znf629
Product: zinc finger protein 629
Exons: 2
Coding region: 729-3503 (924 amino acids)
Source: RefSeq, a predicted model, not a curated record